Zea mays is the source of this 988-nucleotide messenger RNA. RefSeq lists its product as uncharacterized. NCBI's taxonomy places the organism in Eukaryota, Viridiplantae, Streptophyta, Magnoliopsida, Poales, Poaceae. The record is from RefSeq and is marked predicted.
GUCGGAAGCUGUCUUUCCAUGAUCUAGGAGCCGUCGCCGUCGAGAGCUGAGGCGAAGCAACAUAGAAGACGAGGGGGGAGUGCGACUCCUCGUGACUUGUGAGGGAGAGAAGCCAUGGCGGAGAUGGAGCCGAGCAUCGGGAACCAUAUGGCCGAAGACCAACCGACUCCGGCCGCCUCCACUGUCGAGGAGGCCGCUAUGGAUGCAGAUACCAGCGGCGAGCGGCGUAGCGCUGCCGCGUUGGUGGGCCUGCUCCGCGGGUUCCUCGCCGUGCAACAGCGCCGGGCCGAGGCCUACUCCACGCUACGAAGGGGUUUUUCUGAGUAUAUGGCUUAUGGAGGUGAAUUGGCCUAUCAACAACUGUGUGGCAAUAUUACAGCGGAGUUCAAUGAUUGCUCAAAACAAGUCCUUGAAAUAAUUUCCCUGCUCUCAAUGCCAGAAUUUAGUCGCAGCGAUCUUGCCGAUUUACUGAAGGGUGUUCAAGCACAUGAGAAAGAGAAGUUGCAUUUGACAGCUAAGAUUCAGGUGCUGAAGAAAGCCGGCAGGCCUUCAGAGCGCCUGGUGAACCACGCAGACUGCAGGUCGCGCAGCAUGGCCCAGCACGUGUGCGUGCACGUCAAGGAGAUCACGGAGGCCGCCGGCACCGAGGACGCCGAGGCGGAUGCGGAGUAUGACGCGGCCCUCAAGGAGGCCAUACAGGGCGUGCAGGUUGCCGUGAGCAGCAUAAACGAACACAUGGAGGAGGUGCGCUACGAGAUUGACGGACUCGAGGCAGAGACGAUCGGUAGCAAGUGGAGCGAAGUCGAGGAAGCGUUCCCUGGUACCCUGUCUAUAAAAUAGAUAGAUGAGAUGAGAUGAGAUGAGAUGUUGAGCGUGGAAGACUGAAGAAGAAUCACGAACAGAGAGAUUCGAUGUGAAUUUUUGGGUACUGUUCAGUUCAGGGUACCCGUGUUAUUAUACGUCCUCCAAUCCAAAAUUUAGUUCUUUC